Molecule: messenger RNA, 927 nt
Organism: Ricinus communis (castor bean)
Lineage: Eukaryota; Viridiplantae; Streptophyta; Magnoliopsida; Malpighiales; Euphorbiaceae
Product: protein TIFY 10B
Exons: 7
Coding region: 118-927 (269 amino acids)
Biological process (GO): regulation of defense response; response to wounding; regulation of jasmonic acid mediated signaling pathway
Cellular component (GO): nucleus
Source: RefSeq, a predicted model, not a curated record
UUCAUUUUGUAUUCUUUUUAGGCUGUGGCUUUACAUCUUGAUCAUGUCCUUAAUAGUCUUCCUUCCUUGAUAAAUUUCCUUCCUGAUGUCGCAGGUUCAGAGUUGUUUUACUAUUUUAUGGAUAUGUCCUGCAAUAGUACUCCCACAAGGAAUGCCAUGAAAGAGCACCAGCAAACAAAUGACAUGUCUCAAACCCUAUCCAUGUUUAGGAAAUAUCUUUUCUGCAAACCUCAAAAUAACACGGGCAAAACAAACAUGGAAGAAUCAGAAGUUUUUAUCAGGAGAAAACAUUCAGGAGGCCCUCUACUACCACCUAAGUUUGGUAGCCAUAUUCCCCGGCACGCUUCUUUCCUUGAACAAAAGUUGCUUCCUGGAAUUAGGAGUCAUCCGAUGCAAUCUCAAAGUAAUGGAAAAUCCUCAUCAACAGCACAACUCACAAUAUUCUAUGCAGGAGAAGUCAAUGUUUAUGACAAUAUUCCUGCUGAUAAGGCACAAGCCAUUAUGCUGCUUGCUGGUGAAAGCUGUGUGUCAAAACCAAUGGCCACAGAAAAGCCAAAAGCAGAAGUGAAGAAACCAACGGAUUCAACAUCAGCUUGCAAGUUACAAACAGACCUCCCAAUUGCAAGGAAGCUGUCACUGCAACAUUUUCUUGAAAAACGGCGCCGCAGGAGAACAGUUCGUAGCUUCUGGGGUUGGGGUUUUCUGGACAUCAUUUAUGCUGAUUGGAGGAAUUGGUUGCUGGUCCAAUGGUCAAGAUGUGAUUUGAUGCAUUUAGUAGGCCUCGUUUGUCUUUCUCCGCCGCCCUUGUUGGUGGAGAAGCCAGUGGUGGUGAUGGAAGUCUCUAAAAGAAAGAGGCAGGAACAAAUUUGUAAUUUGAUGAAUUUCGUAGGCCGAUGGGUUAGGGUUUCUUUAGAUAUUUAUUGGUAA